AUGAGCAUGAAUACUAACCAACCAAACACCAAAGAGUCAAAGGAUGAGAUUUUGAGAAAACGACGAGAGCAAUUAGCAGCAUGGAGGGCUAAGAAACAACAAGAAAGCAAACAGCUGUCGCUGCUGUUGUCAGAAACACCGCCAUCAACGCCGUCAGAAAGAAGCAACACUUCUGAAGCGGAGAAGAAGCAACGACAACAAAGACUCGAACAGUGGAAAAAGUCACGGUCACAAAAGGUUACCAGUCCACCCAUAGACGUAUCUCUGAAAACUCCAUCGGGUACCACAAUUAAAGUUUUGAAAAAGCCACUUGCCCCGAUCCAAAAGGCUAAACCCCAACUCAAGAGGAAAAUUGAUGAAUUUGACUUUGAUACAGACGAUAACCAGCAAAAGAGGUUGAAAUUUGUAUCACCUGCUUCCUCCUUUGGUGUGCCAAAUGAUGCUGCCCAAUUUAACCCUGAGGCUGAUGUUGAUGGUAAUGAUGACGACGAAUUAGAUGCGUUCAUGAAAUCAAUCAACUCAAACGAAAGCAAAGGUACGACGACGAAUGGAGCAACGCCGGAAGUUCAAUUAAAUUCAGAUGACGAGGAUGAUGACGAUGACAACGACGACGAAAGCAUAGACGAGGAAGUAGAUUUGCAAAAAUUGAUUGACUCCAAAUUGGCCAAGUUGAACAACACCACAAAAGAGCUACAGGAUAUAGACCAUUCUCAAGUAGCUUACCGGCCAUUCAAAAAGAAUUUUUACAAAACCCCCUUUGAAUUGUUGUCAAUGUCCGAGGAUGAAAUGAGUUUGCUAAGAUUGGACCUUGAUGAUAUCAGAGUCAGAGGAAAGGAUAUACCGCCACCGUUCACAAAGUGGUCUCAAUUACUUUUACCAGAAAACAUAAUAUCUGUCGUCAAUGAUCAACUACGUUUUGACAAACCGUCUCCUGUGCAAGCGCAGGCCAUACCCAUAAUAUUGUCUGGUCGUGAUAUGAUUGGAGUUGCCAAGACAGGUUCAGGAAAAACUCUCUCGUAUGUUCUUCCAAUGAUGAGACAUAUUCAAGAACAGCCAUUACUGGCCAGUGGAGAUGGUCCAGUUGCUAUUGUUUUAAGUCCCACUAGAGAAUUGGCUUUACAAAUUGAACAAGAAGUUUUAAAUUUUACUAAAAACAGCGACAAACGAGUGACUUGUUGUUACGGUGGAUCCAAGAUUGAGAAUCAAAUCAGCGAUUUGAAAAGGGGGGUUGAUGUCAUUGUGGCCACGCCUGGAAGAAUGAUUGAUUUGUUAGCUGCAAAUGGCGGCCGUGUAACCUCGAUGAGACGUACAACGUUUGUAGUGUUGGAUGAAGCUGACAGGAUGUUUGAUUUGGGAUUUGAGCCCCAGAUUAGAAAAAUUUUGUCACAAGUGCGUCCUGAUCGACAAACUGUACUAUUUUCAGCGACAUUCCCCAGAAAAUUGGAAAUAUUGGCAAAGCAAGUCUUGUCAGAGCCCGUGGAGAUCAUUGUGGGUGGCGUGGGUGUGGUUGCCAAGGAAAUUGAACAGAAGAUUGUACUAUUGAGUGAAGAAGAAGAAGAUUUCUUUCAACAAAGGGUGACGUUGCUACGUGAUUCUGUUCAAGAGCAUUUACAAGCUCACGAAAAUAGCAAAAUACUCAUAUUUGUUGAGAAGCAAGUUGAUGCGGACAAGCUACUUUCCAAUUUGCUAGGUUUUGGUUUACCUUGUGUGGCGAUCCAUGCCGGUAAAGAACAAAUUGAUCGAAAAUAUGCUAUAAAGGAGUUUUCUUCCAGUGACAGUGGAGUUGAUAUCCUCAUAGCCACAUCUAUUGCAGCACGUGGUCUUGAUGUCAAGAAUCUAGGGUUGGUGGUGAACUUUGAUGCUCCUGGCCAUCUCGAAGAUUACGUUCACCGAGUUGGUCGCACUGGUAGAGCUGGCGCUGAUGGGGUUGCAAUCACAUUUGUAUCCAAGAAACAGGAAAGAGAGAUAAAUGUGUUGGUUAAAGCGUUGAAAUUGAGCACAAACGAAGUUGAUCCCGAUUUGCAAGCGAUUGCCGAUUCAUUUAAUCAAAAGGUCAGAUCGGGUGGUGCUAAAGUAGGGUUUGGCUUUGGUGGUAAAGGCUUGGACAAUUUGCAAGAGGUACGCGAUAACAAAUUGAAGAUGGAGAAGAAGAUGUAUGGAGAAGAGGCAGACGACAAUGCGAAUGAGCAAGCAAAAGAAAAUGGAGCCCGGCCAAGAAGUAAAGACAACACGCCAUCCGCGAUGUUGACCCUCCCUUCAUUUGAAGUUAUUGAAGGGAACUCUCCCGAAACUGCCGGUCCAGACAAGUGUAAAUUUUUCUGCCGUAUUACCAUCAAUGACUUGCCGCAAAAGGUUAGAUGGGACAUCGUACAACGUGAACACUUGUCCAAGAUUAUUGAAGGUAGUAGAACAUCAAUCACAACUAAAGGGCAAUAUUAUCCACCAACGCAUAAGUUCAACCGUGAUAAAGAUACCGAGCCCAAGCUUUAUCUUUUGGUUGAAGGGUUGACCAGGAAAUCCAUCGAAGAUGCGAUAUCACUAAUCAAGGAAAAAAUGUUCCAGAGUAUUGAUUCGAUGGCUGCUGAUGAUCGCAAUGGUACAUCUGGUAGGUAUACUGUGUAG
This is a messenger RNA of Lodderomyces theae, 2622 nucleotides long. RefSeq names its product DEAD-box RNA helicase (gene PRP5). The transcript has a single exon. The record is from RefSeq and is a predicted model, not a curated record. Gene Ontology annotation, cellular component: nucleus. Bases 1 to 2622 code for a protein of 873 amino acids. Gene Ontology annotation, molecular function: nucleic acid binding; RNA helicase activity; ATP binding. Lineage: Eukaryota; Fungi; Ascomycota; Pichiomycetes; Serinales; Debaryomycetaceae. Gene Ontology annotation, biological process: mRNA splicing, via spliceosome.